AUGACAGAUGCCUGCAGAGGAGCAGAACCUGCUGCGUCUCCCAGCGCCAGCCUGGAUGCCUCUGACCCGGAGCUGCACUAUGAGGAGGAGGAGGAGGAAGAGGAGGAAACAUCCUCAGGAUCCCCGGAGCCCUCGGACAGCAGCAGCAUCUUCUCUGACGACUCGGUGUACCCCUGCUACGAGGUGUCCCCCGAGGCUGGCGGGGAUGGGUUCCUCAGCCUGUACCAGUGCUGUGCCAGGAAUGAUGCCAAGCUGGUGUGGGAGAGGCUGGAGCGCGGGGUGAGCCGCAGCGAGGCCACGGAGCUGGACAUCAACGGGAGGAACGCGCUGAUGGUCGCCUGCUCCAAGGGCUUCGUGGACAUCGUGCCCCUGCUGCAGAAGUGUCCCUACAUCAACAUCAACCAGCAGGACAACGAUGGCAACACGGCCCUCAUGAUGGCAGCCCAGGCAGGACACAUCACCAUUGUCAACUACCUCCUGAACUACUACCCUGCCCUGGAGGUGGACCAGAGGGACCCGCGGGGGCUGACGGCGCUGAUGAAGGCGGCGGUGCAGGGGCGGCAGGACUGCGUCACCGCCCUGCUGCUGGCAGGAGCUGACCUGCAGGCCGUGGAUGCCGUCAAAGGGAAGACAGCCAGGGAAUGGGCGACCUUCACCGGCCGCUUCGAGACCACCGUGCGCAUCCGGAGCCUCCUGCGGCGCCCGCGCGCCGAGCAGUUCGCAGCCCAAUACCAACCCGAGUGGCCAGCGCUGGCCGAGCUGGUGGCCAAAGCCCUGAGCCCCAAAUCCAGGAGCAAGAGGCUCUCGGAGAAGAUCAGAUCCAUCUUCACCUUCAACAUCCCGCGGAACCCCGAGGAGGACGGCGUGCUGGACCACAUGGUGAGGAUGACCACGGCCAUGGGCAGCCCCUUCGUGGCCACCGCCUGCCAAACCGUGUGCCCUGACAGCCCGCCCGAGGUGGGCAAGCGCCGCCUCUCGGUGCAGGAGAUCCUGGGGCAGCACGUGGUGGGUCCAGGUGAGGAAUCAGAGCCAUCCUCAAGGCCCAGCACGGGGGGAUCCUCCUGUAAUGGCCAGGUUGUGUCCGAGUUCCGACCGCCGCCGCCGCCCCCAAGGCGGUUCCUGAGCUUCCUGCCGCGGUGGCUGCGCCGGGGGAACAGCGUCUUCCCCUGGGAGCCCGUGCCCAAAAUCAAAGUCAGCAAAGCCUCUGGGUCAGCCAGCGGGGAGAGGAAACCACGUGUGAAGGACAAGCACCUGCUGCAGCCACCCCAGUGGAGGUACAAGGUGCUGAAGGAGGAGAAGAAAGCGGCCGAGGAGGCCAAGAAGGGGGACAAGGAGAAGGAGAAAAAGAAGAAGAAGAAGAAAAAGAAAGGCUAA
Molecule: messenger RNA, 1374 nt
Organism: Zonotrichia leucophrys gambelii
Lineage: Eukaryota; Metazoa; Chordata; Aves; Passeriformes; Passerellidae
Gene: ANKRD33
Product: ankyrin repeat domain 33
Exons: 4
Coding region: 1-1374 (457 amino acids)
Molecular function (GO): protein binding
Source: RefSeq, a predicted model, not a curated record